This is a messenger RNA of Nothobranchius furzeri (turquoise killifish), 5927 nucleotides long. The record is from RefSeq and is a predicted model, not a curated record. Lineage: Eukaryota; Metazoa; Chordata; Actinopteri; Cyprinodontiformes; Nothobranchiidae.
GGCGGCCGAGCAGCAGAAGGGAGGUGGGAAUCACAAGACAGGCAGAUCGAAACCGAGACUCGAUGUACAGCAGCAGGCCGCGUUACCAGUGUUUUAGUGCAAUCUUAGUGCAGAAAUGUGCAACAAACAGCGGGUUUGCGCUGUCUGUGCACAUUAGCGUGCCUGUUUUCCUGCCUCUUCUUAGUUGGAUUGUGAUUACCUUGCGAGCCCGUGUUUCUCCUCUCUUGGAGGGGUGCUGAAGCAGCAGCAGAAGAAGACAACAACAAAUGCGUUAGGUCAGCAGCGAAGCAUGAGUCAACCUCGGGGAUGUGUGCGGUUAUGAUCGCGGGGCUGCUGGCCGCGCAGAGCUGCCAGUGCGCCGCCGUCAGCAGCCGCUUUCUUCCUAAACACCGGUGUUGCUCGUGAAUGAGGACUUCUUCAGAUCUGAUGCGCCCUGGCUGGAGACCUCCGACUAGGUCACAAAGAACUUCAGUGGGAGUUGAGGAUAAUCUCAGUUGAGCUGGAUCCUGCGUGCACGGGUGUCAGCCAAGUCAUACAGCUUCGUUUAGCGGAUAUAUUUAUGUUGAUUGAGUUCAGUAAAGUACUCCGAUUGAUAAAGACUCGGCGUAUUCAUGCCCGUCAUGAGUGUACCAGCCCAGCAGAAAGUGAGCAACAAAAGAACAGGCAAACGGAUCACAUUUUUUAAUGAUCAUAGUGGAGACUCAAUGAAGGAAGCUUCUCAACACCCAGAUGGGACUUAUUACGUCCCGAGUGGAACCGCCUCUGAUCCUGGACAAAGUGAGGCAGCAAGCACGGUGACCUCCAAUCCAGAGGCUCCACACAUGUACCUCAACUCUGUGAUCUUCAGCCCAGAUAAGGGGGACCAGAACAGGGGUCACUAUCAGCAGACUGUGCCCAUGAAGUCUCACCCGGAGCCCAGUCAGCAGCAGCCGUCGCUGUCCCAGCAGCAGAGAGCUGCCUCGUGGACCAUACCUAACUGGGGCCCGCCAUUUGCAAGCUACCACGAGCUCAGAACAUUUUUGAAGUCAAUACACGAGACGUCGGGCUUACAGCACCACCAACAGCCAACCAACAGGGAGGCAGCCAACACUCCAGCGCUGGACUGGGAGCAGCAGCAGCAGACAGUCUUUCAGGAGACUCUGAAACCUGGAGUUCUGAAUGCUCAGCAGCAGAGUGCAUCCCACCCAGGGGGGAGCUCAGUCCUACAGUCCUUCCCUGCCUUUGGUCAGCCCAAACAGCACCUACCAGCUUACUACCAGAACUUCCAAGGGAACAGGACCACACUGCCCAACCCGCCUAACUACCCUGGGCCUAAUGCUAAACCCUCGCAUCACCUGCAGCCGCUACAGAAUCCAGAGCAGAUGCGCCAACAACAACACCCCGUCAUCCAGCAGCAGCUCCAGCACCAUUCGAUCAUUCAGCACCAACACGUGGACCUACAGCAACAAAAGAUGCACCAACAGCUUCAGAUUCCGCAAAUGCAGCAUCAGCAGUUGCAACAACAAAACCCCCGUGUGCUUAACUUUUACUCUGGUGGACAAAAUGCACCCCAUCCACAGGCUGUGGUCGUGCUCUCCCAGGAGUCCUCUGCACCAGCUCCCCCAAAGAUUCAGGAACCCAUCAUCCAGGACAUCACACCAGAACCCCAGCAGCCGUCCGAUCCGUUCCAGGCUCCAAUGCAGUCCGAGGCUGCAUCGCAGCCUCAAACGCAGCUCCUGUCCCAAACUCAGCUUCGCAGAUCCAGACGGCUUUCCAAGGAAGGUGGCGCACCCUCUGAGAACCCUUUUCUCCAAGUGACCUCGGAUCAGACUGAGACAGGGAUGCUCGGGUCAGAAAACGGGGCCCAUGACGUCCAGGCGGCACCUACGGGUGUGAUCCAAAGCACGCACAGGAAACGCCGCGUGUCCCAGGAGGUCAACCUGGAGAUGCUCGCUCAGGAGGCUCAGAAGGAAUCACAACCUUUGGGUUUGCUGUUCAGGAGCCCCCGCCGGCCGUGGAGUCCCACCGAGCCAGACGCCAUGAAGCAGCCUCGAGACGACAGCUUCCUCCCGCUGGUCAUCCCCGUGUCGGUUCCAGUCCGACGACAAGAGCCCUCGUCUCCCGUCCGAGACGACGCUGCGCUGGGCUCGACCUGGCCCCGCCGGCCACACAACGCCCCGGACCUCGGCCUCGCCGACCACAAGCCCUCGGUGAUCGUCAACCGCAGACAGUCGCUCAGGAACUUCUCCUCAGACAGUUUGGAGCAGAAUGACAGCGCAGAGGGCGAGAGGGACGACGACGGCAAGAAGUCCAAACGACGCCCCCGACCAGAGCCGCUCUUCAUCCCUCCGCCCAAACCCAGUGUAUUCAUCGCCCCGCCUGUUUAUUCCAGCAUCACACCUUACCAGAGCCACCUGCGCUCUCCUGUUCGCCUCGCUGACAACGCCGUCAUGGUGCCCCCCUACACACCGCCGCCAAUCCUCAGCCCCGUGCGAGAGGGCUCCGGCCUUUACUUCUCUACCUUCCUGUCGUCUGCUGCCGCCGGCGGCCCUGGCCUGCCGCCGCCUGCAACGCCCAAAUCAGCCACACGCAGUUUGUUACGCUCUAACAGCUGUGACAUCACGCCGCCAGUUUUAUCUGCUAUGAACGAGACAACUCCAGUCAGCAUUGAGCCACGGAUAAAUAUUGGGUCGCGGUACCAGGCAGAGGUGCCGGAGCUGAGGCAGCGGUCUGCGGUCCAGUUGGAUCAUCAUCCCGCUGAGCUGGUUUUCGCUCCUCUGAAUGAGCAAGAGUUAAAACCAGACUUUCACAAAAAAGUGGAAGACCUCAUGCACCUGGCCUGCUCCAGUGUUUUGUGUGGAGGAGGCACCAACCAGGAGUUGGCCUGCCAUUGUCUGCACGAGUGCAAAGGGGACAUCGUGGCUGCUCUGUCCCUGCUGAUGCUGAGGGACCCCAUCUUCCCCAAGUCUAAUCACCUGUCCAACUACCACUACUCAGGGUCUGACAGCUGGACGGCAGCUGAGAGGCGACUGUUCAACAAAGGCAUGGCUGCGUACAAGAAGGACUUCUUCAUGGUGCAAAAAGAGGUGACCACUAAAACCGUGGCGCAGUGCGUGGAGUUCUACUACACGUACAAAAAACACGUGAAGAUCGGCCGCAGCGGAACACUGAUUUACGGCGAGACGGAGCCUUUGGAGAGCCGGGUGGCUGAGGAGGAGCUGGACCAUAAGGGCUCUCAGAGACUGGAGCCACAGCAGGAGGAGGACAGCAGGAAGUGGGAAGGCUCAGCUGACAGGAAACAGGAUGUUUGUCCCAUCAGGGUGACACACACGCUGCCGUCCACGGAGAAUACGGUCCUGAUCAUGAAGAGCCAUGAUGACAUCGGGAGGGAGCAGCCAUUGUCCCGGGUCAUCCACCAGCCGCCUCCUCCGCCUCCCAGCUCCAAACCCCGCUUCGACGGCAGCACGCGCAAGACGAGCCCCUCGACGGGCAACAAGACCUCCGUGGCUCAGGAGGGGGAGUUCCCCUGCAAGAAAUGUGGCAGGAUCUUCUACAAGGUGAAGAGCCGCAGCGCCCACAUGAAAAGCCACGCCGAGCAGGAGAAGAAGGCGGCGGCGCUGAGACAAAAGGAGGCAGAGGAACGAGCGGCAGCAAAGGCAGCCGCCGAGGCUGCUGCCAUCCUCGCCGCGCGGCAGCACAGUGGGACGCGGCAGCUGGGCGGCGACAGCACCAACGACGACUCGUCGGAUGGAGAGGAUGAGGACUGGCGGCAUUAGGAGGCACCAAACAGGAAGAAGAAUUUUUCAUUUAAAAAUGAUCCCUUCAGUGAGUUUUCUGCAGAUUUUUUGUGGAACUGAAAACUGUGCUGCCUUCAGGGACACGUGGACACCCCGCCGUGGUUUAAGGUGUCCGAACUCCUGGCCCCAUCCUUUAUACUCGGCUUGUAAAGCUUUCCAUGAGUAACCUCUGCUCACAGGGCUCAGUGAAAUCAAAGCCAUGCUGCCACUCGACGUCGUCCUGUUUCGUCUCCGCCGCGGCCUUCCUCAGCACUUUCAGUCUGCUCUCACCAGCAGGUGUGGGACUCCCUUUUGUUUUGUUUUUAUUGACCGGCACGCUUCUGAACCUCCUUCCCAACCGCCGAGCGUCAGCUGAAGUCUGGACCCUGACGGGCCGGUGGACACCGCUCUGCACUAACAGCUGCCAAGCAUGAAAAAGGUUCUGGGCCGCAGUCACCUGACACCGCCAUCACCUUAUAGCGGCUCCGUUUGUUCCUCACUGUCGAUGCCUUGGAUGUUGAGAUGGUUUGUAUUUCAGAAUGACAAUCAACUUUACACUGUGGAUUUUCUUUUUGAUGAAUAAGUGUAAAUAUAACCUUUACUUUGUAGCUGCAUUGCAUAUGGUAAUUGUUGUUUUUCUGUGAAUAUCGUUGGUGAUGAUUAAUAUUAUUAUUAUUAUUAUUAUAACUUGGUUUUGGCUGCAGUUUUAUUAAGCGCUUUUUUAUGUCCUAUUUUUAUUGUUUUCAUUUAAUUUAAGCAGAAAAAAAACUCGAAUUGCUCCUGGCUGCCUGUUAGAACUGUGAUUUAUCUUAUUUUUUGUUUUUUGGGAGCCAGAAAUGAAGAAAAAGCAGAAACGUAUGUGCAAUAGAACAAGUCGACCCCCAAAUUUUUAUUUAAUAUUUUUAUCCGAGUGGUCACAACCCCCCCCCCCGCCUAUGUGUUAAGCAGCUGCCUCCCUGUCAGCCCUGGCUGUAACUGAUGGGAGGCAGACGGUAGCGCUCCACAGAUACAGAAACGCAAAACAACACUUUUCUGUUAUUUGUUACUUUUGCAGGUGUAAACAAACCCCACUCCUGUGAUGUGUCAAUAAAAGACUAACUUUGUUCUGCAGGCUUUUAGAGAAGCUGAACCAGACGUUUAAAACCCAGAUUUAGACGAAAGCUCCUACCUCAGAGUUGUAGCCCUCCUGUUUUCCAGACUGUUAUGUUAGAAACCGAGUUCAAAAGAUUGUUUACACCCUCCUAAAGCCUGUUGGUGACGGUGAGUAAUUUACCCACAGAUUCUUAUUCCUGCGCUAAAAACACAAUUUCUUAUUUAUUUUCAAAUGACAAGAAAACUGGAUCUUUGCUAUGAAAGUGUGCAGAUUGUCACAGCCUUGAAACCUGGGCUAGAGAAGGGUGGCGUGACACCGGAACUGAUUUUAUUUUGAAAGGCCAGUAUGAAGUCCUGGUCCCUCCAGGCUUCCGUACUGCUUUCACCCCGUUCAUCUUGUUGCUGAGUUGGACCGUUCAAGUGGCAUUUUCUGAUCUGUCUGUUGCUACGUACCUGCGUGUUGAAAGGCCUUCUGGUGCCAGUUUCUGUUGCCACGGCAACAAACAGGUUAAAGGGUUGUUUUCCUUUUAAGGUCAAACUGCAGGUGGGGCGCUAAAGGGAUGAGGGGGGGAUUGGCUCCAGUUACUCCCCAAAUUAAACCUGGGUCUAUGCACAAACUGUAUGUGUGUGUGUGAGUGUGUGUGUGGUAAAGUCGAUUGUUUAACUCUACCAGAGAAAAAAGGUUCAGCAGACUGUUCUCCUGUUGAUGUUAAUUUAAUUUCCUUUUAUUCAGACGUGUUUUGAGGGUUGUUUCAUUUAUUUCUGAGGCGGAACUUUUAUUGUGUCACAAAAAGUGUUAAAAGCAGAACCGCUGAUGAAAUCGAAGCCACUUCCAUUUCAUCCAGUCGGUUAAGGGAAAACAUUUAUUUAGCUAAAAGAUUAGAAAUAUAUGAACGGAGUUCUAUGUUUGCAUACUUUCUAUGCUAUUUUCUUAUAGGGUUCACACUAACGAUGAAAUCUGAAUAGAAUCUCAAGUGCUUUUUACUACGGCGUAACUUAUUUGUUCUGAUUUUGAUUUUUACCACCUGUGUUUUUAGUAAGGAUUUAUCCAAGCACUGUCUAUUAAAGGUUUAAAGCAUC